This is a messenger RNA of Marmota flaviventris (yellow-bellied marmot), 1844 nucleotides long. It is a transcript of the gene Tmem80, whose product is annotated as transmembrane protein 80. Gene Ontology annotation, biological process: non-motile cilium assembly. The record is from RefSeq and is a predicted model, not a curated record. NCBI's taxonomy places the organism in Eukaryota, Metazoa, Chordata, Mammalia, Rodentia, Sciuridae. Gene Ontology annotation, cellular component: ciliary transition zone.
CCACUAGUGUGCGGAAGCUCCUGCCACUCUCCCUGCAGCCACAAAGCACUGGUGCUCACACCAUGAGCUCUGCGGGGAUGGGAGGGGGCCCUCAUGCCCACUGGGGGCCCAUAGCACAACGGAAGCCCCUACAGGCAGGGAGCCAGCAGCUGUGUCUCCAUGGCCACCUGUGGAGGCCCAUCUGCAAGAGCCUAAACUGGACCCCCUAGUGUGCACUGGGACAGAUGACAGAGCCAGCCCCUCUGACUUGGGCAGCAGGAAGGGUGUGCCCCAGUCUGCCGGCUUGCAGAUCCUUGACCACACACCAGCUGUCCUCAGUCCCCCUCCAAGCACUCUCUCACCUCAGCGGGCUGUACUACACCCUGUACUUCCUAGCCACGCUCCUGAUGAUCAUCUAUAAAAGUCAGGUGUUCAGCUAUCCUUGGCACCGCCUGGUCUGCGACCUGACUCUACUCCUGCUGAUGGGAGUCCUGGAAGCAGUUCGGCUAUGCCUGGGCACACAGGGCAACUUGACAGAGGCUGAGGGGCCCCUGGCUGCCAGCCUGGCCCUCACAGUGGGCAGCGGCCUUCUCUCCAUCCACUUUCUGCUCUGGCAGACCCUGGUGCUCUGGGCAGACGCCAUCCUCAGUGCUGGACUCCUGGUGCUCCACGGCCUGGAGGCCGCCCUUCAGGUGGUGGCCAUUGCGGCCUUCGUCAGGUAGACGUCUGGCUCAGCCAGGCGGCAGCCACCUCCUCCGUACCCUGCCAGGUCCCAGCAGUCUCCCGCGCUGCUGAGCGAGCAGGUGUGUCUGUCCUACUGACUUGCCAUAGGCGGCUCUGGGUAGCUCACAGCCAUGGGGUGUGAUGCACAGGGACAUCCACUCAGGCCCUGUAAGUGGGGCCACCAGAGGAGGGAGAAGCCCUGCAGAAGAGAGACUGCCAGAGGGGGGCCCUGCAGUGCACCCCGGAGAAGCAGCCUCCACCUCCGAGCUCCGGCCAGCUGCAGCCCGCCCCUGUGCUUUCUCACACAGUGGUCCUUGACAUGGCACGCUGCCUGCUUCUCUCCGCCACCAGCUCCUCCAGAGCUGCAGGCAGGUGGCCCUGUGUGUGAGUGCCUGUCUGCCUCCCCGCCCCCCCCCCCCCGGGGCCUGGGCAGAAUGGUGGGCUGGGGUUUCCACAGAGAGCAGAGCAAGUGGGCCCAUCAGCUUCAGAUUCUCACCCCAACACUCUCCCUUCCCUGUGGGCACCUCUGAGGUCCAGGGGAGCGAGGCUGUGGGGACAGUGGCCAGUUCAGAGAGCAGCUCCAGUUGUAGGGUCUCUGAGUGAGCUAGGGGACUUCAGCAACAUUGCACUCAGAUAAAAUGAAUGAAUUCCACCCUACCUUUGACUUUUCCAUCUGCAGUUUUACCAUACGUGCUCCCUAAAAAGUAUCUUAGCUAGGCUGGGGUGCAGCUCAGUGAUGGAGCACUUGCCUAGUCUGUGCAAGACCCUGGGUUCCAUCCCAGCACCUUAAAAAAAGGUACACACACACACACACACACUUAGAAAAAAAGGGUUGCCAGUGCUGUGGGGCACACCUGUCAUCCCAGUGACUCAGGCUGAGUUAGGAGGACUGCAAGUUCAAGGCCAGCCUCAUCAACCUAGCAAGACCAUGUCUCCAGAAAUAGAAAGGCUGGGGAUGUAGCUCAGUGGUAGAGUGCUCUGGGUGAAAUCUCAGUAUCACGCAACAAUAACGUAGGGUCUGAGCCGAUUUUCCUAGUAGCUUGCCUUCAUCUGUUGUUUUCUGCAUUUGGAAUAAUGUUAUGUCCCAGUGUCUGGCUUUCUCUUCACUAUUUAUUUAAAGUAAAUAAAUGUUCACAUUUCCA